Messenger RNA from Tetrahymena thermophila SB210, 945 nucleotides. Its product is annotated as dual specificity phosphatase domain protein. The record is from RefSeq and is a predicted model, not a curated record. Gene Ontology annotation, biological process: protein dephosphorylation. The transcript has 5 exons. Gene Ontology annotation, cellular component: cytoplasm. NCBI's taxonomy places the organism in Eukaryota, Ciliophora, Oligohymenophorea, Hymenostomatida, Tetrahymenidae. Gene Ontology annotation, molecular function: protein tyrosine/serine/threonine phosphatase activity.
AUGAAGAAGUCUUAAAACUUUGAUAAAAAUCAAGAUUACAAUCAAAGCUCUAAAUAUUAUGUAAUUAGAAAUACAGGAAAAGAAGAAGAGCAAUACAAUGAAGAUGAUAAUCAGAUUCCUUAGACUGUCACUUCAGUUUAAUCAUAAAAAAAGAUAUAGCAAAGAUCUUAGAAAUCUUUUAAUUAAAUUAGUAAGAAGCCCUCUUCCUCAAAUAAUAAAGAAUAGCAAGGCGGAUUAGAUAGUCCAACUAGCUAAGAAUCUAGAAGAUUACUAUAGCGUGAAAGUUCUUCUCAAUUGUAAUCAAGAAAUACAUAAAGAGAAGCUCUAAGUAACUCUCAUUUCGAUCUUUAAAGAGAAUCUAAUCCUUAACUUUUAGGAGAGGGAAGAAUUGGAGAAUACGGAGAAGAAGAAGAAAAUAUAACUUGCGCUAGAUUCCCUCAUUUGAGCUUCUGUGCAUGUGAAAUUUAAUGUCAAACUGCAAUAAAAGAAAUAUAGUUGUUAGAGGUCUAUCCUGGGAUUUAUUUAGGAAAUUUCACUCAUGGACUUGGUAUUAAAAAGUUGCUACUUAAAGGAGUGACUCAUAUUUUAAAUGUAACUGCACAAGAAUAUAAAAAGAGAACUAAAUAUUUCAAAUACCUGAAUAUUGAUGUAUACAAUAAGAGUGACGAAGAUAUUAAAAAACACUUCAGAAUUACUAAUAGAUUUAUUAAAGAUUGUAUUAUAUCAGGGGGAAAAGUAUUUAUUCAUGACUUAAAUGGAAUUAAUAUAGGACCAUGCUUUUGUCUUGCAUAUUUGAUAAAUAAUGAAAAAAUACCUUUGAAAACGGGUUUUGACCUCAUGAAAGAAAGAUAAUAACUCUAAAUCACCCCUAAUUUUUUUAAACAGUUGGAAAGAUACGAUUUAGAAAAACUUGCUUUAGUCACUGUUAAAAAGAAAAAUGAUUGA